AUGCUCGGAUCGGUCACUACAGCCGGUCAGGCUGACGAGCCGGAUCGGGCUGUAUCGACGAGUCCAACCGUUGUAGCUGAACCGGCUGUAGCCGAAGAAUCUGUGGCCGAAGGCGCUGUCGAUUCUGGAGCGGCGGAAGCACUAGCAUUGGGGCAGGGUAACGUGGUGCAGGGUAACGUGGGGCAGGGUAACGUGGUGCAGAUGUUAUCUGUGGUGGAGGGCCGGCAGCACUUCCACAUCGUCAUGCAGCUCUGCCGCGGCGGCUCGCUCGCCGAAUUCCUCGAGAAACGCCGCCGCGGCCAAGUCGCCACCUUGGCCGCCGCCGCCGCCCCCGCCGUCGUUUCUCCUGCCGCUGCUUCUCCCGCCGCCUCUUCUACCGCAAUUCCCGCUUCGGGUUUUACCCCGUGCCCCUUGCACUCCUACCAAGUCGCUCGACCCUCAGCGCGCGUCGCUGCCGGGGGAGAUCGUUCGCCUGUCGGUUUCCUUCCCGCAGACUCCGGAAACGCCUCGCCGUCACCGCCGGCGACGGGAGUGGCGUCAGAUGCGGAGAACAGUCCUCACAGAUGGUAUCAGGCGGCGACGUGGGAAUCGAACUCGGAGGAAGAAGGCGGAGAGAACGAGGGUGUGGAGGCGCUGGAAGGGACUGAUUCAGCAGGCCGCGAUUGGCGGCAUAGGAUGCGCGACGAAGAAAGAUUGGGGGAGAGUGGUAGAGAGAGUGAGAGAAUUGAGGACGAAGCUACGGAGCAGGAGGACGAAGAUUCCGUGGCGUCGCAGCUGAAAGCUGAUUGGGUGCCACGAAAGGCGCUGACGGGAAAGGGCAUGGAGAAGUCGGCAUCGACGGGCGAGCUAGCGCAACUCGCGGAGGCAGAAGCGGCUGCUGCGGCAUCGUUCGCGGGGCGAACUAAUGCGGGGUUCUCGCCGGCCACAGGGGCUGCAGGGUUGUCCACGUCGGCAGGAGCUGAGUCUGCAGGAGCGGGUGGGGGAGAGAGCAGUAGGGCGGUGGUGUAUGGAGGGAUGACGGAGGAGGGGAGGAGGAGGCAGCAGGAGUGGGAGGACGAAGCAGCGUGGAUAGUCUAUGAGAUCGCUGCUGCAGUGGCUUAUUGCCACAAACGGGGCAUCUUACAUCGAGACAUCAAACCAGAGAACGUUCUCUUGACACAGCCGCCCAGCUCCCAGCUAAUCACCACUCUGGCCUCUCCACGUUCCCCUUGCACCGCAGCUGCGUCCUCCGAGGACCAAAAAUUCCGUUCUGCACAUGUUGUGGGGCGGUCAACGUCAGUGGGGCAGUCAACACCAAUAAAGCCAAGCAGUGAGUUCCUGUGCAAGAGCCCCUCCUUCUCCAUCCUCGCCACCACUGCUGGUGCUCAUGCUGCCGACUGUGGGGCGAGGGGUAGGCCCGUGGCGGCUGAGUCAGGGCGGUAUCAGGCAGCCAGUGUGGGUGCUGCUGCUGCCCAUCCACCCCACUCUGGUGGGGCCCAUACGCAUGGCAGGAUGUAUGGCAGCGUGCAUGGGAACGCGCAUGGGCACAGGCGCUCUGGCUCUCUCGCCAGCUGGCUGGGUCGAACCAGCCUGCGGAAGAAGCAGCAGCAGCAGCAGAAGCAGGAGCAGGAGCAGGAGCAGGAGCAGCAUCAGCAGCUGAUGCAGCAACUGGACGAUGGGGAGCGGUCUUUCAAGGCAGGCCAUACGGAACUUUCCAUUUGUACUGCUGCUGUUGCUGCUGCUCUCCCCUUGUGCACCUGUGCAUGCAAGCAGCAGCACCAACACUCCAACAAUACCCCUCUCCCUGCUUUCAGUGAAGUGCAAGGGCUGCGUUUGGCUGAUUUUGGCCUCGCAGAGAAGCUUCAGCCGGGGCAGGCAGCCACACGAGGCCUUGUUGGCAGCCCUGCCUACGUGGCACCUGAGGUGGCGGCAGGGCUCCCCGUCAGCUUCCCUGCAGACGUCUGGGGCAUUGGCAUUUGUCUGUACAUGGUGCUGUCAGGCGGCCAGCUGCCGUUUUCUGGGCGGCGCACUCGGCUUCUGUUGUUGAAUAUUCGCAGGGCGCAGCUUCCUAUGGGGACGGCGGCGUGGGUGAGCGUGUCAGGGGAGGCGAAGGAUGUGGUGAGGAGAUUGUUGGCUGCAGAUCCGAAGCACCGGCCAAGUGCGAAGGAGGUAUUGCGGAUGCCAUGGGUGGUGAAUGGGAGAGAACGGUGGCUGCAACGGCAGACAGAACCCUCGCAUCCAGAAGCUUUUCAAUUUGGACCUAACACAGAUGAAGCCGCUGUUCAUUCCACUCCGCCUCGCUCGCCAGAUCAGCUGUCACCAAGAUCAGACGAGUCAAAAGAGGUCAACUUCGACGAUGCUGAGGAGAUGCCUGCCUUGUCGUCAUUCGCUACCACGGAAGCAUCAUCUUCUGCCGGAGCGGCUGGAGGAGAGGUCCUGGACGACCAACGAGACGGCGACCGGGAAUCAUGCGACUCACGGGAGUCCACGUCAGCCUGGUCCACGGCUUACACCACGUGGCCGUCUAGCCUUCACUCCACCUCCUCAUCUUUUAUCAUGAGUCUGAAACGGGGAGGCGGAGACCUGUCUUCAUUCAUUCUCUGGUCGUUUCUCCUGCUUCCUGUGGCUCCUCUAAUCCUCAUCUCGCUACCGUUCUGCCUGGUAAUGCUAACACUUCUCGUCAUCGGAGCUACACUCGCUUACACGUCGUUCGCUGGAACGUGCAUCGGCUGUGCGACUAUACUCUCACCCUUUCAAAGAAAGCUACCCGAGCCGAAGCGCAUUCGCUUGACGGACGGACGGCGUCUCGCGUGGCAGGAGUUUGGAGUCCCGCAGGGAAGUACGCGUCACACGCUCCUGGUCGUCCACGCACCCCCUCUCUGCCGCACGGCAGGUUUUCCAGGUCUCAGUGAGGCGUUCUUUCAUCAGCGGUCCAUCCGCGUGAUCUCGUUCGACCUCCCUGGCACAGGGUUCAGUGACCCUCUCCCUCUCCAAGCCACCACCACAACGGCAUCAUUCGCCUCUGCUGUUGCUGACGAUAUCAAGCAGCUAGCGCAACAGCUGCACGUGGUACCGGGGCUGUGGAUAGUGGGUUUUGGCCUAGGCUCCCCUCUUGCUCAUGCCGCUGCUGAAAGGCUGGGUCAAGGGCUUGUAGCAGGGCUGCUGCUACUGGGGCCACCAGGGGUUCUGAACACUGGCGAAGGUGGUGACACUAAUGAGGAAAUUAGGGGCCGUGAAACGGGCAUGCAUGCGGGAGCGGAGGAGAGGCUACCAGGCGGUCAACCUGAGGUGGUGAUGUCGCGGCAGCAGGCUGGUGGAGUGUGGCAGUUAGUGCAGCAGUCAUUCAGGGGACAGGUAGCGAGCUCUGUGUUGCGGAUAGUGGUUCCGCGCAUCUUGGUGCAGUCAGUUGUGGCGCUGCUCCGGACCUCGCCUGCGGUUCUUAAGUGGAUUGUCACGGCCACUUCACUUCGUCCCAUUUCUCCCCGCGUGGUCUCGCUCAUAUGCGAUGGCUUGUUGGACGCACUUCAGCAGGGCGACCUUCCCUAUCUGCUCAACCUACUAGUCCUAACACUGCAGCCCCACAACACGCAGCCGUGUCCUACUGCUGAUAACCCAUUUUUCUCAGGGCCUGUUUACACCUACAAGGUAUUUGACGAACCAAGCAUCGCAUUCCCAGAGGGAAAGGAUAAUCUUCUGAAGUUCGAGAUUACGAUUAAGCCCGAUGAAGGCUACUACUUGGGAGGAACGUUCACUUUCAGCUUCGAGGUUCAACCCUCUUACCCUCAUGAAGCUCCCAAAGUGAAGUGCAAAACCAAGGUGUACCAUCCAAACAUUGACCUAGAAGGAAAUGUUUGCCUAAACAUUUUGAGAGAAGACUGGAAGCCUGUUUUGAGCAUCAACUCUAUUGUCUACGGCUUGCAGUUUCUUUUCUUGGAUCCCAAUCCCGAUGACCCCUUGAACCAUGAAGCAGCAGAGGUUCUGCGCACGAACCCACGGCAAUUCGACUACAAUGUGAAGCGGUCCAUGGCUGGUGGAUAUGUUGGAGGUCACUCAUUUCCUCGCUGCAUAUGA
Molecule: messenger RNA, 4050 nt
Organism: Closterium sp. Naga37s-1
Lineage: Eukaryota; Viridiplantae; Streptophyta; Zygnematophyceae; Desmidiales; Closteriaceae
Source: the annotation of a GenBank genome assembly